Molecule: messenger RNA, 790 nt
Organism: Sinocyclocheilus grahami
Lineage: Eukaryota; Metazoa; Chordata; Actinopteri; Cypriniformes; Cyprinidae
Product: transcription factor Sp4-like
Exons: 2
Biological process (GO): regulation of transcription by RNA polymerase II
Molecular function (GO): DNA-binding transcription factor activity, RNA polymerase II-specific; RNA polymerase II cis-regulatory region sequence-specific DNA binding
Source: RefSeq, a predicted model, not a curated record
AAAUAACAGUGACCCAUCAAAGAAGAAGCAGCACGUGUGUCACAUGGAGGGCUGCGGGAAGGUUUACGGCAAAACGUCUCACCUGAGGGCUCACCUGCGCUGGCACACGGGAGAGAGGCCGUUCGUCUGCAACUGGAUCUUCUGCGGGAAACGCUUCACCAGGAGCGACGAGCUUCAGCGGCAUCGCAGGACGCAUACAGGUGAGAAGAGGUUCGAGUGUCCGGAAUGCUCCAAGAGGUUCAUGCGGAGCGACCACCUGUCAAAGCACAUCAAAACCCACCAGAACAAAAAAGGUGGGGCGGCACUUACCAUCAUCACCACAGAUGAGAUGGAGGAGGAGGUGGAUGAGGUGCUGGGCUCGCCGAGGAUCGUCACCGUGGCGACGCUCUCGCAGGAUUCGAACCCGGCCACGCCCACCACUUCAAACAAUUUAGAGGAGGAGUUCGAGUAGUUUUCCCUCCAAAAAUGAUCGGUUGAAAGCACCACAAUAUUGUUUGUCGGUUUGUUUAUAUGUUGAUUUGUUUAUGUUCUUCAUUCUUUUUCUAUCAACGAUGGACAGCUGUUUGAGCGCACUCGGUUUUUUUCAUAUGGAAAUGUAAUACUAUCAAAUAUUAUGACAGAAUAAUCUAAUGGAAAUAGUAUGAGUUGUUAAGAGACGCGUUGAACGAUGGCGUUUGUUUUGUUACGAGUAGCACAAGAAGUACUGAAGUUCCCAGAUGCUCCUGAAGGUGUCGCUAUGCACAAAAAUAAUAUGUAUAUCUGUUUCAAAGUGGUUUGUAUGGAAACUUGU